AUGAAGCCCUUGAUGAGGAGGAGGAAGAAUAAUUCAAGAUGCAAACCUCUACCACCCUCAAAGAGGCUAAGGCUCGAGGCCCAGAGGGUUCUGAAAGAAAGAGUUCAGGACAUUGCAGAUAAGAAGGGCAUCAAGCUAAGAUUCUGCAACCUGAAAGAGUGUGAGAAUCACGUUCAUGCCCUAGAUAGCCCAUGUGCAAACAUAAGAAUGGAGAUUGGAUGGCCUCCUGGAGUGCCAUUUGUUCAUCCCCAUGAUUUACCAAAUAAGGCAAAGAUUAGUUUUCUUGAAGCUUAUGAGCCUGGUGCUACUCACGAUAUGGAGUUGAGUUUGACAGACCCUGGACAAGGCAGUCAACUCGCGUCCAACUCUGAUGACCAUACGGACUUAAUUGAUCUUUAUAGUUCUCUUUAUGGACCAUUUAAUCAGGAGGCUUCAUACAGGCUUGGCGCUAUCGUGGUUCUCCAGAAGUGUAGAGGGCAUUUUAGUUACAAAAUCACUGAGGAUAUUCCAAACUCAGUUCAUUUGGCUGGAUUCUGCCCAGUGUCUAAAUUCAAAAGAUCUUUAGUCAUGUUUAGUUAUACUUAA
This is a messenger RNA of Dovyalis caffra, 585 nucleotides long. Lineage: Eukaryota; Viridiplantae; Streptophyta; Magnoliopsida; Malpighiales; Salicaceae. The record is from the annotation of a GenBank genome assembly.